This is a messenger RNA of Cyprinodon variegatus (sheepshead minnow), 1136 nucleotides long. RefSeq names its product family with sequence similarity 114 member A2 (gene fam114a2). The transcript is spliced from 8 exons. The record is from RefSeq and is a predicted model, not a curated record. NCBI's taxonomy places the organism in Eukaryota, Metazoa, Chordata, Actinopteri, Cyprinodontiformes, Cyprinodontidae. The coding region runs from base 31 to 1077 and encodes 348 amino acids.
CAGAGAUGCUCUGCUGAGAUAUAAGAUAAGAUGUCAGAUAGUGAAGCACCUCAUGCCAUUGCCGAGGGAACGCAGGAAGCACCCGGGAUGCAAGAGCCGUCUCCUGCUGAAACACCAGGCAGCUCCUCGCCAUCUACGCCAGACAACUCCACUGAUGUUGCUCCGACGAGAAAAGCCAGGAGGAGGCCAGAGGCCAACCCUGCAGUGGAAACUGAGGCAACAGAAAAAGCAGAGGAGAGUCAGCAGCCAGCAAAGCCUCCUAGUGAUACAACCGUCUCUCAAGGCGGAUGGGGAUACUGGGGCAGCUGGGGUAAAUCUAUCUUGUCCACAGCAACAGCUACUGUGGCCACUGUGGGCCAAGGGCUCACCCAGGUCAUCGAAAAGGCAGAAACAUCUCUGGGAAUUCCCAGUCCAACUGAACUGUCAGAUAAGGUGGUAGAAGAAGAAAAACAGCAGGAGGAGAGCAACAGCAACACUCAAAAAGCUGCAGCCGACGGAUCGUCUCCAGUGGGAAGUGCGAUGGGAAUGUUAUCGUCUCUGACCAGCGUCGUUCAGACCACGGGGAAGACUGUGAUCACAGGAGGGCUGGAUGCUCUGGAGUUCAUUGGGAAGAAAACAAUGGAUGUGAUAGCUGAGGGCGAUCCUGGCUUUAAAAAGACCAAAGGACUGAUGAACAGAAACGCCACUCUGUCUCAGGUUUUGCGGGAAGCAAAGGAGCGAGAAGAGUUAGAGACGGCAGAGAAGGAAUCGUCAGAUACAGAGAAGAAGGUGGUUGCUCACUACGGCAUGCUGUUUGAUGAAUAUCAGGGUCUGUCUCACCUGGAGGCUCUGGAGAUCUUGUCCAGAGAUAGCGAAUCCAAGGUGAAGUCUGUGUUGACAACCCUGUCUGGAGAUGAGCUGAUCCAGCUCAGAGAGGAGCUGGACCAAAUCAAAGACUCUUUCUCCAUGGUGGAGUUUGAUGACGAGGAGGUCGACGACAAGAAAGAUGAAGAUGGCACAGAGUUCGUGAAUGAUUUAACAGCAGCCAUAGAUGGUCUCAACAUUUCCGCCACAGCUGACAAGCUCAGUAAGGUAUGACUGAUCCCGGAUUGGCUUGCAUUGUUAGACGCAGAGUAUAGGAAGUGUUACUUAAUUUG